This is a messenger RNA of Cylicostephanus goldi, 138 nucleotides long. Lineage: Eukaryota; Metazoa; Nematoda; Chromadorea; Rhabditida; Strongylidae. The record is from the annotation of a GenBank genome assembly.
AUGGUACGUUUUUCAGAAACCGCUAGUCUGACGCAAGCCCUGAUUGCUGUCCGACGCGCUGCGUGUCGUGCACGUGCGGUCAACUGGUGCUCGUUGGUAUGGACUCUAGGGCCAGAAGAUGUUGUUCAGAAGUCGCAA